Messenger RNA from Oikopleura dioica, 1095 nucleotides. The record is from the annotation of a GenBank genome assembly. Lineage: Eukaryota; Metazoa; Chordata; Appendicularia; Copelata; Oikopleuridae.
AUGGCGCCAGGGCUUGUGGUGCUGAAAGAUGGAAAUGUUGUGGUUUGGUCGGGCUCAAAGGUGGUCAAAAUUGAUGUUCAACAAAAAGCAAUAACGAUCUCGAAGGACUUUGAAGGUCUCGUCAAUGAUGUCAUCGAAGAUAAAGAAACCUUCCUCGUCUCGCAUGACAAAACCGUGUCGAUUGUUGAUCCUCUGAAAAUGGAACUUAUUCAGCGUUUCGAUGUUCCAAGGCGACCUUCGAAAUUAUGCGUUGUCGAUCAGAAAUGCUACAUUGCGGAUAAAUCGGGAGAUGUAUAUUUGGUAGACAUGAGCGAUGAAGAAAUUAAAGAAAGAACGGAUGUGAAGACGAUGAAACCUAUUUUGGGACACAUCUCGCUGAUCAUGGACACAUUUGUGAGCGACAAAUUUAUUUAUACAGCUGAACAAGACGAGAAGAUCAAAGUCUCCAGUAGAAAACACCCCUUCAUAAUCGACCACUAUCUUCUCGGCCACACUGAGUACGUUUCCAAAAUCCAAGUCGACGAAGAAAGCAAUGCUCUAUUUUCUGCAGGCGGGGACGGAACUAUUCGCAGUUGGAAAAACGGGAAAGCCGACAAUGUCAAAGAACAUGAGGAAGAAACAGUUUGUCAUUCGUUAGUAGCUUCGCAGGAUCAUCUUCAAUACGCAACUGUCAGUUUUGAAGACAACAAGGACUCGUGUAUCAGAACGGUCGCCAAAAGGGACUUAGCAGAGUACCAUACGUGGAAGCUCGAAGGUGGCUCGGUCCCAAUCUCGUCAGCUGCCAACUCUACUGGACUCGGCGCCUAUUGGCUUAUUGAAAAAGAAAAGUCUUUGCAACUUUACUUCGCGAAAGAUAAAGAGCUAGAGCUUGUUUUACAAGAUGUCGUCGAAAGCUCGUGGAAAGAAGAUCACUGGAAGGUGCUCAAGAAACAGUUGGAAAAGUCAGAUAAUUAUGAAAAAUAUCUUCAAAUGAGAGAGGAAGGCUUCAAAAAAGCUCGUGGCGGGCGCAAGAAACAGAAGAGAAAGAUCAUGGAGCCGAAUUCCGACUCCAAUGAUGCGAAAAAAGUCAAUGUCGAAACAGUUACUGCCACUUGA